UUUUGGACCGCUAUAUAAAACCAUGCUUCCACUCAACAACGCACUGCACAACACAAAUUAACAAACGCAACAAUUCUCAUUUCCCAUUAUACCCUUCCAAAAUAUCUCAAUUCUCAUGCCUCUCACCGGUGCCACUCUCCGGCCUCCGAUCACGGUGUCGGCGGUGGAUUUCCGGCGACCGGCGAGGCACUACGAGGUGCUCCGCAUCAAGCACAACGCAUCGUCGGUGGAAAUAAAGGCGGCGUACCGGAACCUGGCGAAGGUGUACCACCCUGAUUCGGCGGUGCGGCGGUCGGAAUCCGACGAACGGGAUUUCAUUGAAAUUCACGAAGCUUACGAAACGCUAUCGGAUCCGUCGGCGAGAGCGGUCUAUGAUUUGUCGUUGAUGGCCGCGCACGGUGGCGGUGGGUCGUUAUCUUCUUCGGUGGGUCCGAAUGGCUCUUCCGGGUUGAACCGGACCCGGAAGUGGGAAACCGACCAAUGCUGGUAGAAAAAAAAUAUAAUAAAAAAAAGAGUUUGUCACCGAAAAAAUGAAAAAGUUCCUGUAAAAUAUGUAAAUUAUUUUGUCAGUUUAAUAUUUUCGUUUCGGAGAUUUUGCUACCUCUCAUGGAACAUUUCUUCUGCAAUAAUAAAUCUAUUGUGUAUAUUAUUUAAUAUUUUAUAAUAACAAUCUUGAAAGUUAAAAAAAAAAAAAAAAAAAA
Molecule: messenger RNA, 701 nt
Organism: Cajanus cajan (pigeon pea)
Lineage: Eukaryota; Viridiplantae; Streptophyta; Magnoliopsida; Fabales; Fabaceae
Source: RefSeq, a predicted model, not a curated record